Molecule: messenger RNA, 1295 nt
Organism: Boleophthalmus pectinirostris (great blue-spotted mudskipper)
Lineage: Eukaryota; Metazoa; Chordata; Actinopteri; Gobiiformes; Gobiidae
Product: glyceraldehyde-3-phosphate dehydrogenase
Exons: 12
Coding region: 153-1154 (333 amino acids)
Biological process (GO): glucose metabolic process
Molecular function (GO): NADP binding; NAD binding; oxidoreductase activity, acting on the aldehyde or oxo group of donors, NAD or NADP as acceptor
Source: RefSeq, a predicted model, not a curated record
AGAUCUUCCGACCUUGAGAUGGGCGUGACGUGUCCGACUCCAAAGCAAUAAAAGCCCGGCGUCUGCUCUGCUCUCCCCCCGUCUCCUCCUCCUCCGGACAGGACCAGCGUACCGACGUGCCUUCACUAUACGAAUAAAUCUCAUCUGACAAAAUGGUGAAGAUUGGAAUUAAUGGUUUUGGCCGUAUUGGUCGUCUGGUGGUCCGUGCCGCUGUGAGUGGAAAAAAUAUUGAGGUGGUGGCCAUCAAUGACCCCUUCAUCAACCUGGAUUAUAUGGUGUACAUGUUCAAAUAUGACUCCACUCAUGGCAUCUGGAAAGGCGAUGUGAAGGCAGAGAAUGGAAAACUGAUCAUUGGAAAGAUGUCCAUCACAGUCUUCCAAGAGAGGGACCCAGCAAACAUCAAAUGGGGCGAGGCUGGAGCAGAGUACGUUGUGGAGUCGACUGGAGUUUUCACCACCAUCGAGAAGGCCUCUGCUCACCUGAAGGGCGGCGCUAAGCGUGUGAUUAUCUCUGCCCCCAGUGCUGACGCUCCGAUGUUUGUGAUGGGAGUGAACCACGAGAAGUACGACAAGUCCAUGACAGUUGUCAGUAACGCCUCCUGUACGACCAACUGCCUGGCUCCUCUGGCCAAAGUCAUCAACGAUAACUUUGGCAUUGUGGAGGGGCUCAUGAGCACAGUGCACGCAGUCACAGCCACUCAGAAGACUGUGGACGGACCUUCAGGUAAACAGUGGAGAGACGGACGAGGAGCCGCUCAGAACAUCAUCCCUGCUUCAACUGGAGCUGCAAAAGCUGUGGGCAAAGUCAUCCCAGAACUCAACGGUAAACUGACUGGAAUGGCUUUCCGUGUCCCCACUCCCAACGUGUCUGUGGUUGACCUCACCGUGCGCCUGGAAAAGCCCGCAAAGUAUGAUGAGAUCAAGAAGGUGAUGAAGGCUGCUUCUGAGGGCCCCAUGAAGGGAAUCCUGGGAUACACUGAAGACCAGGUUGUGUCUACAGACUUCAACUCUGACCCUCAUUCCUCCACCUUCGACGCUGGAGCUGGAAUCGCCCUCAACGACAACUUUGUCAAACUUGUCUCAUGGUAUGAUAAUGAGUUUGGCUACAGUAACCGUGUGUGUGACCUUGUUCUCCACAUGGCCUCAAAGGAGUGAAAACAUCUUUGCUGUUCAAGAAUUCAAAAUAAAGCACUUAACUUCAAAGUUCUUGAUGGUUCUGUCUACUGUAAUGUUCAACAGUUUAAAACUACUGUGUAGAUUUGCACUUAAAUAAAAGUCCAAUUUGUAAAAGUGUAA